AUGUCGAGAAUACGAAGGGACAUCCCCGAAGGAGAAAGGGCCCCAGCCCAAGAAGAGAACAUCGGUCUCCUCUCCUCCCACGACGCCUCCCAAGAACCACAACGACGCCCCUCCCCCGUCCACAGCAACAGCACCUCCUCGAGCAAAUCCUCCUCCCGCGAACGACCCCCAGGCGGGCUAUCUAUCCACCCGCCCGGCCCACGAACACCACGCACACCAAACCGAGUCCGCUUCGACCUCACACCCACGUUCGUCCCAGAGGAAGCCAGGCAAUUCCCCGCCGUCCCUCCCAAACCCACCCCCACAAACGAGGACACCCACCACCACGCCAGAGCGUCCUUCGACUACUCCGAAUCAGACACCUUCAACCUCGACGACGAUGAUUACCUAUCCUCCUCUUCCACCGCCCGCCGAGGCCGCCAGCGCGUCCCUCUGCUAUCAGAUAUCACCGCCCCCUCCAUAGCCGUCGCAUCCGACCGCUCCCUAUUCGGCGACCACGCCGACGCAGAAGACUGGCACGCCUCGGAAGCAUCCCGCCCCAAAUCAAACCUGUCGUCAGCGUUCAUGAACAUGGCCAACAGCAUCAUCGGCGCGGGCAUCAUUGGCCAACCGUACGCCUUCAAGUCAGCCGGUCUCCUGUCUGGCACGUUGCUCCUCGUGGUCCUCACCGUGGUGGUGGACUGGACGAUCUGCCUCAUCGUCAUCAACUCCAAGCUCUCGGGGGCGUCGUCGUUUCAGGGCACGGUAGAGAAGUGUUUUGGCAAGCCGGGGUUGAUCGCCAUCAGCGUGGCGCAGUGGGCGUUUGCGUUUGGGGGGAUGGUGGCGUUUGGGGUUAUUGUGGGGGAUUCGAUACCGAAUGUUAUGAAGGCGAUAUGGCCGGAUUUGGCUGGAGGAAGAAUAGGGAGCUGGCUGGUGGAUAGGAGGGUGGUGAUUGUGGUUUUUACGCUGGGGGUGAGCUGGCCGUUGGCGUUGUAUAGGGACAUUGCCAAGCUGGCAAAGGCGAGCACGUUUGCGCUGGUGAGCAUGGGGGUUAUUGUUCUGACGGUGGUGGUGCAGGUCGGGUUUGUGGAGGUGGAGGAGAGGGGGGAGGUGAAGGGGUGGGAGGGGUGGGUGCUGGGGGAUGGGAUUUGGAGUGCGAUUGGGGUUAUCAGUUUUGCAUUUGUUUGCCAUCACAACUCGUUGCUCAUCUACGGCUCCCUCGAAAAACCGACCAUCGAUAGGUUCUCCAAGGUGACGCACUACAGCACGGCAAUCAGCAUGUUUGCCUGCCUCCUCAUGGCCCUCGCAGGGUUUUUGACGUUUGGGGACAAGACCCAGGGCAACGUCCUCAACAAUUUCCCCGCGGACAACACCAUGGUCAACAUCGCGAGGUUGUGCUUCGGCCUCAACAUGCUCACCACUCUUCCUCUUGAAGCGUUCGUCUGCAGGGAGGUGAUGCUCAACUACUACUUCCCGGGAGAUCCGUUCAACCUCGCCCUUCACUUAAUAUUUACGUCAAGCUUGGUUUUCAGCGCCAUGACGCUGAGCCUGUUGACUUGUGACUUGGGAACGGUGUUUGAUCUUGUGGGGGGGACGAGCGCGGCGGCGAUGGCGUAUAUUUUGCCGCCGUUGUGUUAUAUUAGGCUGACGAAGAAGAGCUGGAGGACGUGGGUGGCCUGGGGGGUGGUGGGGUUUGGAGGGGUGGUGAUGGGGAUGAGUAUGGUGCAGGCGUUGGGGAAGAUGAUUAGUGGUAUGUUCUUGUUUCCUUUUGACUAUUUGUUUCCGAUGCUAACAUGA
Podospora anserina S mat+ is the source of this 1776-nucleotide messenger RNA. RefSeq lists its product as uncharacterized. NCBI's taxonomy places the organism in Eukaryota, Fungi, Ascomycota, Sordariomycetes, Sordariales, Podosporaceae. The coding region runs from base 1 to 1776 and encodes 591 amino acids. Gene Ontology annotation, cellular component: endoplasmic reticulum. Gene Ontology annotation, biological process: amino acid transmembrane transport. The record is from RefSeq and is a predicted model, not a curated record. Gene Ontology annotation, molecular function: amino acid transmembrane transporter activity. The transcript has 2 exons.